Messenger RNA from Malassezia japonica, 3183 nucleotides. It is a transcript of the gene rga1, whose product is annotated as Rho-type GTPase activating protein Rga1. Gene Ontology annotation, cellular component: cytoplasm. The transcript has 3 exons. Bases 1 to 3183 code for a protein of 1060 amino acids. The record is from RefSeq and is a predicted model, not a curated record. Gene Ontology annotation, biological process: regulation of small GTPase mediated signal transduction; signal transduction. Gene Ontology annotation, molecular function: GTPase activator activity. Lineage: Eukaryota; Fungi; Basidiomycota; Malasseziomycetes; Malasseziales; Malasseziaceae.
AUGGAGUUGGAUGGCGUGUCGCGCCGCGCUGCGCCUGUCGACGGCGCGGGCGAGCGUGCCGAAGGCGCGUCUAUGCGUACUAACGAGGUGCCGGUGCGCCGGGGGAGCCACGAAGAGGAGUCACGGACGCUCCCCCGCCGCGACCAGUCGUGUGCUGCGUGCGGUCUGCCGAUGACUGGGCAGUUUGUGCGUGCACUCGGUGGUGUGUACCACCUGGACUGCUUCCGAUGUGCGGACUGUAACAAGACGGUGGCCUCCAAGUUUUUCUCCGCGACCGACGACAUGGCCGGCCCCAGCGGCAAGCUGUUCCCGCUGUGUGAGACGGACUACUUCCGCCGCCUGGACCUGCUGUGUGCCAAGUGCGGGCGCGCGCUCCGUGGGAGCUACAUCACGGCGCUCGGCGCCAAGUACCACGUCGAGCACUUUACGUGCUCCGUGUGCCCCACCGUCUUCGGUCCGAACGACAGCUACUACGAGCACGGCGGACGCGUGUACUGCCACUUUCACUACAGCACACGCUUUGCGAUCCAGUGCUCGGGCUGCCACACGGCGAUUCUGAAGCAGUUUGUCGAGAUCAACCGCAACAACUGCGACGAGCACUGGCACCCCGAGUGCUACAUGAUCCACCGCUACUGGAAGAUCAAGCUGGGCACGCCGUCGGUGCCUCCUGCGGUCCCCCUCGAAACCAUGCGCCAGAUGCCGGGCGCCUUGAGCAUCUCGCCGACGUCCAGCGAAGAGGCGCUCGACAACCCCGAGCAGCUCUCGCUCGAGACGCUGCGUCUCGAGGCGAUCGAGGACCCCGAGUCACUCCUCGAAAAGCAGCGCCUGAUGGAGACACGCGUGUUUACCAUCUGGCGCGUGCUCUCUGCCUUUGAAGAGUCGUCGGCCGCGUGCAUUUCCGAUAUGCUGCGCCACGUCAGCAACGGCAAGUACCUUGGCGGCGUGCGCUACGCGGGCCGCUUUGUGCUGCACGUCGAGGUGCUCUUCUCUGCGAUCGACGAGCUCGAGUCGCAGUUCCAGCGCGCGCACGCCAAGUCGAUUUUGUACGUGCGUGAGGCGCGCAUGCUCUGCAAAAAGAUCGUCAACUUUUUCUCCCUCUUCUCGCACACUCAGGCGACCGGCGCACGGCGCAUGGGCAUCACGCAGGAGCUCUUGUCGCUCGUCACCGGUGUCGCGCACUACCUCAAGAUUCUGAUCCGCAUCUCGCUCACCGGCGCCUUGCGUCUCGAUCAGGAACACAGCAUGCCGGCGGCGCUUGAGUCCUUCCUCGCGACGCUCGACGAGCUCGUGCGCCAGCAGAACGAGGCGAGCACGCUGGACCUCGACACGGACACCGCGCACGGCUACCUGUCCCUGCCGCGGCUGCGCAGCGGGCCGAAUGCCGAGGCCCCGCCCGAGAGCGCGUCGGACCUGUGCGUGCAGUGCACCAAGACGGUCGAGGAAGAGUGCCUGCGUGUCUAUGUCACCUACCGCUGGCACUGGGGCUGCGUGCGCUGCGCGACGUGCCAGCGCGGCCUGCUCAAGCCGGACGGGACGCCAGCGCGGCCCGGCACCGAGUCGCUCGAGCCUGUGCCGUGGGGCGAGAUGCGCUACAAGGCUGUCCGGCGGCCGGACGGCAAGACGCAACACAUGGCGUACUGCAUCUCGUGCACGCCCCCCGACGCGAUCCACUUUAUGCCCGUCUCGCGCCUGGAGCAGUAUGCCUUUUUGCUGUGCGUCGCGCUGAACCGCCUGCACACGCUCCUGCGCAAGAAGCAGGCGUCGCUCGCCGCCGGCCUCGAGCCCGACAAGUCGGACUCGGAUGCGGCGAGCGAGAUUGGCUCGGAGCUCACCGUGGCCGAGUCGAGCACCUACCGAAAGUCGCAAGAGGUGAAGCGUCUCGAGUCGCUCUAUCUCGACCGGCACAUGUCGAGCAAAGCGCGCAUGCCGCGCGUCUCGACGGUGGUGGGCAGCCCCGCGGGCUACCACACGCAGCCCGCGGAUGCGCCCGCAGAGGUCAAGGACGUCCCGCUGCACAACCCGUGGGAAGCGCCGUCGGGCGACGCGCCCGGCGCCAUUGUGCCGAUCCGCGCGCCGUUUGCGCGGCACAAUGACGAUGUGCUGGUGCGCGAAGACUCGCGGCGUGCGCCGAUGGGCGACGCGCUCGGCACGCACAUGCCGAACGACGAAGGUAUUACGCUCGCCGACAUCCCCAUGAUUCUGCAGGCGGAGCAGGACCGCGAGCAGCUGGGCGGCGCGGGAGUCGCCGAGCUGCGCGAGCGCCGUCCGAUCAGCUCGCUUGCGCCGGAGGAGAUGUUUGUGCUGAAGCAUGUGGCGCUUGUGCGCCUGCAGCAGUCGCCGCUCGCCGACGCGAUUGCCGCCGACAACCUAAUGGAGCUGGUCGAGGCGCGGCGGAACACGUUCUGGGGCAAGCUCUUUAAAGGCAACACGCGCCGCGACGUGCGCAAGAAGGGCGUGUUUGGCGUGUCGCUCGAGCUGCUGGUGGAGCGCAACGGUGCGGACUCGACGCUGGGCGCGACGCCGACGCCGAUGCGCAUCCCCUCGUUCGUGGACGAUGUGAUUAGUGCGAUGCGGCAGAUGGAUGUGUCGGUCGAGGGCAUCUUUCGCAAGAACGGCAAUGUGCGCCGGCUUAAGGAGCUGGUCGAGGCGCUGGACCGCGAGCAGGACGGCAUCAAUCUGCUGGAGGACAACCCCGUGCAGCUUGCCGCGCUGCUGAAGCGCUUCUUCCGCGAGCUGCCGGACCCGCUGAUGACCUCGAAGCUCUACCGCCUCUUUAUCCGUGCGCAGCAGCUCGAGAGCGAGGCGGAGCGCCACCGCCUGCUGCAGAUGGUCGCCUUCCUGCUUCCCAAGGUGCACCGCGACACGAUGGAGGUGCUCUUUGUCUUUUUGAAGUGGGUCGCCUCCUUCUCGCAUGUCGACGAAGAGACGGGCAGCCGCAUGGACCUGCCGAACCUUGCGACGGUGGUGUGCCCGAAUAUCCUCUAUGCGCGCGCUUCCGAGCCGACGCGCGGCGAGACGAUCCUCGCGAACCGCGUCGUGGAGCAUCUGCUGGAGCGCCAGGACGAGUUCUGGGUCGUGCCCGAGGACAUGGAGGCCGCGCUCGAGGACCGCGUGCUGGUCGCCGCCGCGCCCGAGAUGAGCGCGGCGGAGCUCUUGAAGCGCUGCGGCAAGUACCUCGCGUGA